Messenger RNA from Camelina sativa (false flax), 604 nucleotides. RefSeq lists its product as uncharacterized. Lineage: Eukaryota; Viridiplantae; Streptophyta; Magnoliopsida; Brassicales; Brassicaceae. The record is from RefSeq and is a predicted model, not a curated record.
CGUCGUCGUAAAGAACUCACUAAAAAUGAGAAAUUAGCUAUAGAAAACCCCAUGUGGUACUCCACGUUCACAAUCUUACUCGUCGUUGCCAUUACCUCCAUCUUCCUCAGCAACUCUCACUGCCACGUCAACUUCUCCGUGGAAUCCAUCUCCGUUACUCCCUCCGCUUCAGCCACGUGGUUGCACGUCGUAUUCCUCGUGGAAAACCCGAGUUCAUUAUCGAGAUGUCUUGUCUACUACAACGGCCAUAACGUGCAAGCCAUGCUUGGUUCCUUCAACGCCGCCGUUUUGAACACCUCUAGCAGGGAUGAUGAUGAUCCGAGUGGCCGCCACACGAGUUUCUCGGUGAAAUUAGCCACGGCAGGUAAUCAAAGCCACGUCGUUGCAGCUUCUUCUCCUAGAGGUUUCGCAUUGGAACUGAAACUUCGUGCGAAGAAGGAUGAUCUCAUUGGACAUUAUGAUAUCAGGUGUCAGAAUCUCAAUAUCGGUUAUGACAAGAUUAAGUGUCACUCAUCGUCUUUCAAAAUAUUCAAGCAAUUCUUCUAACAAGUUCAUGAAUUAGGAGCGCUUCUUAGAUUUCUUUUUAUUUUCUUUUCGAUAAAAC